CACCGUAAGACCCCAAAGGGCCAAGAUGGCUGCGCCCGUGACAGACGCCGGGGAGUUUGAAAGCUGGCUGAAUGAUCGUCUAGACUCGUUGGAAGUGGACCGUGAGGUGUACGGGGCCUACAUUUUAGGGGUCCUGCAAGAAGAGGAGAGCGCCGAGGAGAAAGAAGAUGCGCUUCAGGGGAUUUUAUCCGCCUUUCUGGAUGAGGACUCUGUGGAAGAUGUCUGCAAACAGAUCAUCAUGCAGUGGACAGAUUUCUGCAACCGUUCAGCAGCCAAAAGAAACGCUGAUGCUGAGGUCCAGGCCAUCGCCAGUAUGAUAGAAAAACAAGCUCAGAUUGUGGUGAAACACAAAGAGGUGUCCGAGGAGUCGAAGAAAAGGAAAGAAGCCCUCCUCGCUCAAUACGGCAACAUAACAGACGAUGAGGAUGAAGCUGAAGAAGAGGAGCCACCAAGUGGAAAUAACUCUGCUGGAAAUGAUAAAUCCCUGUUUAAGAACACCAACGUGGAAGAGGUGCUGUGCAGACAAAAGCAAAAGCGUGACCAGGCUCGUGAGGAUGCACAGAAGAAGAAGGAAGGGGACAAGAUGCAGCGAGAGAAGGACAAACUAGCCAAACAAGACAGGAAAGAGAAGGAGAAGAAGCGUACACAAAAAGGUGAACGCAAAAGAUAAAACCGAGAGACAAGACACUAACUUUGUAUGUGGAAAAAGAUUUUGUAACGAGACAAAAAUGAAAAACAAGUCAUUGCCUCUUUUUAGCUGAACCUCAUUGGCACCUUCUGUGUGUGAACAUGUGUUCAUCACCCUCCUUGUUCAUUUCUUUCUGCAACUCUUUAUAUGUCUAAAGAACAAUGUACUGGAGGUUGUGCAGGUCCAAAAUCAAUAUUUCUGUUUUUCUUGGCUACUGAUAGGAGCAGAUACAAAAAGACGUUGUCUCUGACAGACAGAUUUAUGUCAUUUAUCAAAAAGUAUUGGCAGUAAGUCUCUGCCAACGUUGUUUCGGCGAGUGUGAAACAUGCUUCAGUUAAGCUUUGACACGGUAACCGCUGAAAUGAAUGAAGUUUACACCUUAAACACAGUUGAUCACAGUAAAUGCUUGUAAAGCAACUUGGUCCACAGAGUUUCUGCUAUUAUCCUGUGUGCCACUAUCGUUCAAAUGCCUUUUUAUUUCUGCACAACCUCCAAGUAAAGUCCAGUGUUCACGUCAAACCUUUGCUGUCAUUUCAAUACUUGAGGUUUUAGUUUUUACAGUCUAUGCAUUUUGUCUGAGAAUGAGAACAAAGGAGUGGUUGCUAAAUUAUACCUCAAAUAUAUCAUGUACCAUAAUUUGAAUGUUUAUAAUGAGGUUCAUCAUCUUUAUAAAUUAAUAAAAAAAAAACAUUUUCAGCUG
This is a messenger RNA of Dicentrarchus labrax (European seabass), 1388 nucleotides long. RefSeq names its product coiled-coil domain containing 43 (gene ccdc43). The transcript has 5 exons. The coding region runs from base 26 to 670 and encodes 214 amino acids. Lineage: Eukaryota; Metazoa; Chordata; Actinopteri; Moronidae. The record is from RefSeq and is a predicted model, not a curated record.